Molecule: messenger RNA, 815 nt
Organism: Colletotrichum navitas
Lineage: Eukaryota; Fungi; Ascomycota; Sordariomycetes; Glomerellales; Glomerellaceae
Exons: 2
Coding region: 130-708 (192 amino acids)
Source: RefSeq, a predicted model, not a curated record
GCCUAAUAAAAUCAGCCACAUGCCUAAGGUCUAAAGUAUAAGACUGUCCACCUAGCCUUCAAAACAGAGCACUUCCUCAUUCGACCAUAUCACUGAAUUUCAUGCGGCCAAUCAUUCAAACGUGCUAUCAUGGCUCUUGAGCUUUUUAUCCCGCCCUGCAUCAAAUCUCCUGCUGGCCAUCUGCAUCCACCGCGUAUUGAGCAGCCCCUCAGAGUCCAGAUCGAAGGUCCACGAGAAUCAAUUCAAAAGCUUUUCCCAUAUAUAGUGUGGGAAACCAGUCUAGUAGCCCAGAAGUUUCCUCAGACAGCUGGUCCAGCGCUUGCAGCACUCACGUUUCGGCAUAUUUAUGGGGUAGACGUCCGUCCUGAUGUCCGCGGUGAUAUGGUUGUGCGGGACGAAUACAUGGGAUGGGUUAGAGAGGGUAACAAGACAUUAGAGGACAUUGAUUACUAUGGUGUAACAUUCGAUCAUUUAGUUCCCCUGGAUGAUGUCAAUCCUGAAGUAUUACAAAUCAACAUCAUUGAGAUGGAUGAUGAUCAUGGCGAGUAUGCGAACAAAUAUUUACUAUUCUCAGUGGAUGCAUCAGAAUAUAGUGGGAAGAAAGUAUUGGCUGUCCCCAGAUGCUGCCAGAAACGAAAGGGCACACAAGAUCGCCAAAGGGUGAAUGAAUCGGUUUUGGAAAGGGAUGGGCGGCGUUCAAGUUGCUGAGAUAAACCCCAUGUUGUUGUAAGCGACAAUUAUCUGGACCUCGAACAAGUGCAUAAAGACCGAGAUGCUCAGUUAAUUGACAAUGAUGUUGCAACAUGUUUCAAAAG